AAGAAAACAGGAACCGUUGCUUAGGUAGGAAUGAUUAUUUUUUUUUUUUUACUGUCAAUAAGCAACUGUGCUCUGAACACAAUGAUACACUGAAACAAAAUCUAGUAUUCCUUCGAUUUCGGUGGUGGAUUGUAACCGGACUGAGCGUUGACCUGUGACAGCUGGCUGCCAUCAUGGGGGAGUGGUCCCUCCUAUCAGAGAUGUUGGACAAGGUCCAGUUACACUCCACCCUCCUCGGCAAGGUGUGGAUGAGCGUUCUCUUCAUCUUCAGAAUCUUCAUCCUGGCAGCUGGCGUGGAUCAGAUAUGGGGGGAUGAACAAGCAAACAUGGACUGCAACACCAAAAGCCCGGGCUGCAAGAACGCUUGCUACGACGCCUCCUUCCCCAUCUCUCACACACGCUUCUGGGUGCUCCAGAUUCUCAUUGUCUCAACACCGACUCUGAUCUACCUGGGCCACGUGCUGCUGGUCAUUCGCAAGGAGAACAAGCUCAGGAGACGCCUGGAGCAAAAGGACGCGCUUAACGGGGUGAUCAAAUCGCCCAAAUACUCUGAUGAACAUGGAAAGGUGCACCUGAAAGGCGCCCUGCUGGUCAGCUACAUGCUGCAGCUCCUCUUCAAGAUCCUUCUUGAAGUGGCCUUCAUCGUGGGCCAGUACUUCAUCUACGACUUCAUACUCAUGCCGGAUAAGAUUACCUUCGAAGGCGGGAGCUGUCAAACGCACACAAACUGUUUCAUCAGUCGUCCCACAGAAAAAAGCGUAUUCAUCAUCUUUAUGCUGGCGAUGGCCGUCCUCUCCGUCAUCCUCAACAUCGCCGAGAUGUUCCAGCUGACGAUAUCCAAGAUACAAGAGAAGAGAAGAAGGAGAUAAGACCAAAGAGAUGAUCAUCGACCCAAGAACAAGGGAAAAGGAGCCGCAUAAACCCCUGUUUAUUGAUGAGACUGAGGUGGAGAGGGUGAAAACCUUCAAGUUCCUUGGCACACACA
Dunckerocampus dactyliophorus (ringed pipefish) is the source of this 985-nucleotide messenger RNA. Its product is annotated as gap junction Cx32.2 protein-like. Gene Ontology annotation, biological process: cell communication. Lineage: Eukaryota; Metazoa; Chordata; Actinopteri; Syngnathiformes; Syngnathidae. Bases 174 to 869 code for a protein of 231 amino acids. The record is from RefSeq and is a predicted model, not a curated record. Gene Ontology annotation, cellular component: connexin complex. The transcript is spliced from 3 exons.